This is a messenger RNA of Staurois parvus, 1020 nucleotides long. The record is from the annotation of a GenBank genome assembly. Lineage: Eukaryota; Metazoa; Chordata; Amphibia; Anura; Ranidae.
CUCCUUACCUGUCUAUUCCUUUGUCUACGCAGGUCUUUGGCAUUGGGGCAGCAGUACAGUUCCCUCAGCUCACAGCCCAUUCUCUGUGGAUCCAUACCAGGACUGGUACCCAAGCAAAUGCGAUUCUGCAGAAAUUACAUUGAGAUCAUGCCAAGUGUGGCCGAAGGGGUGAAGCUAGGAAUACAGGAGUGCCAACACCAGUUCAGAGGAAGGCGCUGGAACUGUACCACCAUCCAUGACAGUCUUGCCAUCUUUGGGCCAGUGCUGGAUAAAGCCACGCGGGAGUCGGCCUUUGUUCACGCCAUUGCUUCAGCUGGAGUGGCCUUUGCUGUGACCCGGUCCUGUGCAGAGGGCAGCUCCACCAUCUGUGGCUGUGACUCCCACCACAAAGGCUCAUCAGGGGACGGCUGGAAGUGGGGCGGCUGCAGUGAAGACGCAGACUUUGGGGUCCUGGUGUCCCGAGAAUUUGCUGAUGCCAGGGAGAACAGACCAGAUGCCAGAUCGGCCAUGAAUAGGCACAAUAAUGAGGCGGGAAGGGCGACCAUCCUGGACCACAUGCACCUGAAAUGCAAGUGCCAUGGCCUGUCCGGCAGCUGUGAGGUAAAGACCUGUUGGUGGUCCCAGCCAGAUUUUCGAGCCAUCGGUGACCACUUGAAGGAUAAGUACGACAGUGCCUCCGAGAUGGCUGUGGAGAAACAUCGUGAGGCACGUGGAUGGGUGGAAACCCUGCGGGCCAAAUACUCUUUGUUCAAACCUCCCACUGAACGGGACCUUGUGUACUAUGAGACCUCCCCAAACUUCUGUGAACCCAACCCAGAGACUGGCUCAUUUGGGACACGGGGGCGUUCCUGCAACGUGACCUCUCAUGGGAUAGAUGGCUGUGAUCUGCUGUGCUGUGGAAGAGGCCACAAUACCCGGACUGAGAAACGCAAAGAGAAAUGCCACUGCAUCUUCCACUGGUGCUGCUACGUGAGCUGCCAGGAAUGUGUUCGCAUCUAUGACGUGCACACCUGCAAGUGA